Molecule: messenger RNA, 3668 nt
Organism: Sclerotinia trifoliorum
Lineage: Eukaryota; Fungi; Ascomycota; Leotiomycetes; Helotiales; Sclerotiniaceae
Source: the annotation of a GenBank genome assembly
CUCCACUUACAUUUGACCUAUUCUAGGCAUUUGAAGAUCUCCAACAUUUGGUAUCUCCCCGCCUAGGUCUUCUGUUCUUACCAUCUCUCCAGCAACUCGACAGACCAAGAGUCAAUCAUUUGUAAUGCAGUACAACAAUCACUAAUCACGUUCGUUAUGAUCUUGUACCUUUCGUUUGAGCACAGGAAAUCUUCACAGGUUCAACACUCUUGCCUAUGACCCUAACACCGAGUUCAAAGCACCUGAAGUAGCUACUGUAAGUCUGUAACGGAUUGAGAGUGGAUAUACCUUCAGUUUGCCUGGAACGAUCCCCGCUAUUCUGGUAGCUGGAGUAGACAACCCAAUUUCAACCUCUUGCAUCAAAUUUGGUACCCUUUCUCCAACUCAUCUGUUAUUUUUGCCAUUGUCUUUCGAUUAUUCUGGUAAGUGCGAAUCUUUUCUAUUAUUUCCUUGUCGAAUCUCCUCUAGAACUAUGCUGACGUGUGAAACCAGCUUCAAGAAAAAUCAAACGGAUAUACAUCCUUGCCAUGCUGUAGAUUAUUAACAUUCUCGACACCCAUAGUGCUCUGCACCUAUACCGAGUCCUCACUUUCGAACUACCUUGGCCUGCCCUCUGCGAUAACGUUUGACAGACGAUCAUUUCGGAAGCGUGUGGUGGCUGCGGGUAGAUCAAGGAGAAUUCCAUUUGCUAAGCAAAACCCAAAAGAGCUCCACCUCGCAGAAAAAGUCUUGUUAUCUGGAAAUAUCUUUCACCAAUUGAUGAAGCUUUGGGGAACUUGGAAAACGGGAUCAAAGUUAAAAUUCAGCAAAAGGAUUGGAGCACCAAGGUCUGAAUGUAUGCCGUAUAGAAGGAGGUUGGACAGACUCGAUUCUCAAAACCCAUAUCGACAGGGUGAAAGGGAGGAGUUGCAAUGAGUUGGGAGCAGCAAGCAAAUUACGAAGGGAGCCAAGGAGGAUGGACCCCACAAUUUGCAGAAGAUUAUUCUAUGUUCAAUGCAACACCUGGGCGUCUUGUUAAUGGACAGCGGCCGUUUGUUGAUACUUCAACAGUACAAGCAUUGUCAUCCAUGACACAAAAUGGACAAUUUCAUGUUGAGGGAGAUAUGAUGAGAGAUUUGGGAAUGCAUAUGCAUCAAUUAUCACCCAAUUCUGCUCUUGCAAUAGCUCCUGCCAUACAUUCCAGCAAACAAAUUCCUUCUACUGCCUCGCAAUCUGCUUCCACAGCACAAUUUAGUGAUGUUUCCAAGACACCCCAAAGGUCAAAGAAAAGGUUGGAUGAUCCCUUCAGUGGUCAAACUGCUACACCUCCACAUUCAGCCGGUAAAGGUGUCAGAAAAUUAGCCCCGAAAAUAUUCACUGUGCCAAAUGACGCUCAAGUCCAAGGCGAUGGCUUUGGGUCUUCUAACUCUAAUAACCAUCAUCCUCAACUAAUGGCACAAUCCUCAACAACAGAUAUGGACCCAUUUGGAUAUCCAAUGUCUGCACCAGCAUCGGCUCCCUUUUUUGCCAGUAAUAAAGCAAUGUGGGAUACUAGUAUAGAUGGUAUGGAUUUGGACUUUUCUAAUGAUUCAGCGGGUAUCUUUCACCAAGGGCAUAGGCCAAGCAAUUCCAUUGAUUGGGGACGAAGCAAUCAAAUGUUUCAAGAGUCUAUAAAUUUAUCACCGCAAAAGUCAAGCGAACCUAAAGCUGAACCACGCAAACGACAUAGAUCGAUAGUCUCAAGAACUUCUUUACCAAUAACUUCAGCAUUACCUACAUCUCUUCCAUUAUUAGCUUUUAGUAGUGCGACAGCAACUUCAAAUUCGUUAGCCAUGGAGAACUUUCCCGGGGCUGUUGAUCCUGGUCUGGUAUACAGUAGACCUAAUACAGGCAAUAUGUCACAAGGAGACUUUGAAGAUGCGAUGUUACCAGCACCAAGAGCAGCUACAAGCCCGAUACGAUAUCCUGAGCAACUCGAACCGUAUCAACACCAAGUUCGAGAAUAUACUCGCGAGCAAGAAGAACUUCAUCGAUCUAGAAGUUUUAGAGAGAGUAGUCUUGGAUAUCGAAUAGACAGAAGAACUGCCAGUUCACCAGUAAAGGGAUCUAUAAGACCUGGUUUUCGACGCAGUGUCAGUGAGAGCAGGGACAAACGUGAUAAUGGUACAGUUAACAUAUUCUAACGCGAGGAACCCAAGCUGACUUUUUAAUAAGAGCCACCACGCUAUAAAUAUGGACGUUUAUCACCUGUUAGACAACAGCGUCAUCCAAAUCUUUCUUCUAUCCCCGAAUCUCCAGUUACAUUGCCAAAACUUCGACGAGAUGUAAAGCUAGCUGUUGGCAGUAAUGGUCGAGCCACUGUUGUAAUUGACGAUACGCCGGUGCGAAGUUUACGACGAUCAUCAUCUCAAGUCAUCAAUUAUGAUUCUGAAUAUGAUUCAUCCACCGAUGAUGAACCAAUCAUCAUUCCAAGUCGAAACAACUCUUUCAAUUUACCACGGCAGACACCACCCAAAUUUGAUUUAUUAGACAGUUCUUCUAGUGACUUUCGAAGACCAAGCACAAGUACAAGCGGUUAUAGUCGAUCUUCGGGUCAACACACAAGUAUUGAUGAGAUGAGUGAAGCGGAGACAGUACUUGAUGAGGUCAAGGCCGGAGAUGCAGCUUCUGCCUUGCGGAAAGUUGUUAGAGAGCGCCGAAACAAUCAACAAAUACCGAAGAAUGGAAGACGCCCUCGUCUAUAUUCUGAUACUACCCCUAGACCAGGUCGCUAUGUAGAACACACUUCGUCGUCUAAUAACUCUUCGGAUGGGGUGACGCCAUCCAGCUCGAGAAGCGGUAAUACCCGAUGUAUUUGUAAUAAUCCGGAUGGAAACUCUUUCAUGAUCCAGUGGUGAGUUUGUUAUCUUGCUUUAAUCUCCAUUGUCUAACUCAUUUUUCAGCGAAUCUUGCGAGAAUUGGCUUCAUGGGCAUUGCAUCAAUAUCCCGGAUAGAAGGGCUCUUCCCAAAGUCUACAUCUGUGCCUUUUGUGCUCAAACACCAAAUAUGCGCAAUGGUCGUAUGCGAGAGUCUGCAAGAGAAAGGAGGAAUUUGCCCUCCUCCCCACUUGCUCAUAAAUCUUACAGAUCAUUCCGUGAUUCAGAGCUUUUGGUUCCUUGAGGUCUCAGUUUGUCAAAUCGCGAGAAAUCUAUGAAUGGUAAUUUAAAGCUUUAUUCAUUCCUUCCAUCAAACUAUUUUUCCGCCAGAGGAACAACCACAAAUGGAGAAUAUUUUCCAAAUCACUUGUUUUAACACCUGUCCGUUUUUGUUUUCUUUUUUUCAUAUUCCUUAUGUCAUCACUGAUACCCCCUAUUAAAGAGCAUAUACAAUACAAAUCAAAGUCACGAUGGAUGGCUCCCAAGAAGAUUUAAUGCAAAAUAAGAUUUACGACCGGGAAGAAAGGGGAAAGGGAAAGGCUAUAGGGGAGUUAUGGAUGAUUAUUGCAGUAUGCAUGAAUGUAAAAUGAUUUAAGAAAGGAUUCCUGGAUACUUAGCAAUAGUAAGAUCUUACCAAUUACAUAGAUACAUCUUUAUUUCUUGAGCCUGUUUGUAGCCCAUCAGUCGCUUUGGAUUUUCAAAUUGAGUAGAAUGGGUAAGAUUAUUCGAAUCUUCAAAACUGCUUGGCUGAGGAUCUAAACUUCACAAUAUCAA